Messenger RNA from Belonocnema kinseyi, 741 nucleotides. RefSeq lists its product as uncharacterized. The coding region runs from base 1 to 543 and encodes 180 amino acids. The transcript is spliced from 2 exons. NCBI's taxonomy places the organism in Eukaryota, Metazoa, Arthropoda, Insecta, Hymenoptera, Cynipidae. The record is from RefSeq and is a predicted model, not a curated record.
AUGAACAAUUUGACUUAUUACGACGUAUCGUCGGACGAGGAGCACUCGAGUCCUGCACUGCAGGAAGAAAACAAACAGGUUGUUGACAACCCGGACAGCGAUCUAGAAUCGAUCCUCGGAAGUAUUUACGGAGAUUUUGAUCUUUCGGACAUCGGUGAUUCCAAAUUAGAAUCGAUUAAGGGGGAACUUGCAUCAAAAGACCCAAUCGAAAGUGACAUUGAGAUCAAUCAAGCGUAUAAGGACAUCCUUGGCGAGGAUCCUUCCGUACCGAAAUGUCUGGAUUUAUCUAUCCAUCAGGUAAUCUUACCGAGGCUUAAGUUUUGGUUAAAAAAAGGCCUCCCUUGGAAAGUGUCAGAUGAAUUGCUGACAAAAUAUAAAAGGAAUGAUUUAUUGGAGGCUCCGAAGAUGAAUUCUGUCAUCGAGUCAAAAAUGACAGCUGCGGCACAAAAAAAGGGAUGGUUACAAAAAGCUUGUGCAGAAUGCGAUUGGAUCGGCUUUGAUGGCAGUAGGAUCCGUUCUUUCUACACUGAUUGUAGAGGAUGAAAGCAUCGACCCCACGCCGAUAUUCGAAAAUCUUUUUGAUGCCUUUAAGAUUUUGUCUGACGUUCAUUACAAGCAAUCAGUUACCAGGAGGGCAACGGUGACGCCCGGAUUCAAUAAAUCCGUGAAAGAAAUUUUGGGCACAUCCAAGCCAGACGAAUUCCUCUUUGGGAGGGACCUAGUAGACAGACUAAAACAGGC